Molecule: messenger RNA, 1102 nt
Organism: Vitis riparia (riverbank grape)
Lineage: Eukaryota; Viridiplantae; Streptophyta; Magnoliopsida; Vitales; Vitaceae
Product: pectinesterase inhibitor 6-like
Exons: 1
Coding region: 354-944 (196 amino acids)
Biological process (GO): negative regulation of catalytic activity
Molecular function (GO): enzyme inhibitor activity
Source: RefSeq, a predicted model, not a curated record
GGGGCUAAAAUUAUAUUUGUGUAGAAAGUUGAAUUCUUCCCUAUGAAAGAAGACCCCACGCACCCCUGCCCCCAAAUUUUCAUGGGCGAUGGGAAACUCACCCGGAAUUCACAUGUUUUCUUAAUUAUCAUAACCAAUUUCAGCUCAAAUUCACAUCCCACUUUUCCCUUUUCUUUAUUGUCUUCACCACCCUCUUGCUUUUUUGUAACAAACACUUGUGAUUCUAUGAAAAGACUCCAUUCUUCCGAACACAUCCAAAACCCCCUUUAAAACCCUAGUCUCAUAGCAGAACCCCAUGGAAAAACCAGUGUAAAGUCCUCAUCUUCUUUCUCUGAUCAAUCCAUAGAAUAGUAAUGGCAGGCCUCCAUGUUUCUCUGUCAUUCUUGGUCCUCGCUGGGCUGAUGAAUCUGGGGCUGUUAUCAGCCUCUGAAAAUGGGAACAAUUACCUUAGAGAAGCAUGCAGUGUGACAAGGUAUCGUGAUCUUUGUAUCCAUUCACUGGCAUCAUUUUCCCACACUGCCAAACGAAGUCCUAGCAGGUGGGCAAGGGCAGGGGUCUCAGUGACGAUAGGUGAAGCCAAGCAUGUAGCUCAGUACUUGGUGAAGCUAAGGAAACGAGGCACGAUGAGGGGAAGAAACGGAGCUGCCCUCUCGGACUGUAUAGAGUGUUUUCAGGACGCCAUUGACAAUCUUCUCAACUCACUGGGGAUGCUAAGAAAGCUUAGCAGCAAGGCCUUUGACAGGCAAAUGAGUGAUGUGAGUACUUGGAUGAGCGCUGUGCUCACAGAUGAGGACACUUGCUUGGAUGGCUUCGAUGGCAGUAAGGGGAAACGGGCUAAGUUCAUUCGAAAUCAGGUCCAGAAUGUCACUUACAUUACUAGUAAUGCACUGGCCCUUGUUAACAAACUUGCAACUGCUGGUGCAGGGAGCCUAAAUAUUCCGUAGUAAGGCAGGGUAAAUUGUAUGUGACAUGUAGACUAGUUGGGAAAUAAGGAACUAGCUGUGAAUCAGCUGGCUUCUCUUUGUAUAAGACUUAUGUAACCUUUGGACACUUCUCCUUUGAUAGUGAUGAUCUAAGCAAUCCUAUUGCAAGGCCAAAAAAA